Cladocopium goreaui is the source of this 1776-nucleotide messenger RNA. Lineage: Eukaryota; Dinophyceae; Suessiales; Symbiodiniaceae. The record is from the annotation of a GenBank genome assembly.
AUGGAGUUGCUGUCGCAGCAGUUCUGUGCCGAUCAGCGAGUGGAUGCUGACGCCUGUGAGUUUAUGCGGGAAGCUACUCGUGGCAUGCUAGAAGUCAUAUGUCCUGAAGACAUCAGCAUUGGAACGUGGAAACCGUUCGCUAUUCAGUGCGCCAUGGCAUCUGUGGCUAUGGCAUGUGAUGUCCCCCUGGCCAAGUUGACGGACAUCACUUUCGAAAGCAUCGUGCCGGUCUCUGGCGCCAUCCCUUUGGAGCGCUUGGUUGAUCUCGAGCGCCAGAGACAGGAGCGCCUUCAUGAUGAACUACGUGCUAUGGCUACGAAGUUGGAAGGAAACAUGGCCGAUGCUGCACCUGAAGCGCUUGCCAUGCCCACUGAGAACGUGGCAGAUCCGGCGACUGAGAACCGAGAAUCAGAUCUCCAGGACAAUGAACCACAGCCAGUGCCAGAGGCAAAGCCUGCAGAUGAUCACGCAGAGACCCAAGUUGAUGCCACACUUCCAGUGGACGCUGAGCAGAUGAUGGACAGUGCUGGUGAAACCCCUUUGGAUGAAGAGAAAGCCUCAGCUGCUGCAGAGGCUUUGCAGAGCUUUCUCGGCACAAAUCAUUUGGUCCAGGCUGUCCAGGCCCUUGACGCUCCGACACCGGCACCUGCUUGUGCAGACCCUGUGUGGGACCAGCUCAAUGGUGUUCUCAAUGCUCCCACAUGCCGAAAGUGCAUGAUGCCAUGCGCGUUGGACAAGUUGGUGAACAAAUCCAAGGGAGAGCAGCGCGUGCACGUUGUGUGCCGCAGCUGCAACAGUACCACAACGAUGUUGUCCAGACAUUUGGGCCAGUGGCCGAUUGCAGGAUUCCAAGGUUUAUCCCCAGAUCAACAAGUAGCAUUCUGGAAACAAUGUCACUCCAUCAUUCAGCGGCAAGGACGCCUGGACUAUGGUUCUAUCAGAGCCUUCCUGGCGGUUUCUCUUGCUGAAAAGCAAUAUGAAAUUGCUUCGGCUGAGUUUAAGUCCAAGUACCUUCCUUUGAGUGUUUGGACGGCGAAAGGCUACAAAGAAGAAGAUGUCAAGAAAGGCUUGAAGGAGACCCAUCCUAUCCUGGGCGAUACCUACGCCGUCCCGCUGAAGACGGUGACCAAGGGCUUCUACAGAGAGAAAGUAGAAGAGAUGAUCACCAAGUUCGAAGCGGAGGCUCGCAAAAAAAAGGGAGCCAAGAUCGAAGUUCUGACUCCAGCUGGUUCAGCUCCCGCAGCUGCUUCAGCCCCCGCAGCUGGUUCAGCUCCCGAACCCCGGAUUGACGAAGUGCAAGAUGAUGAGGAUCUGCAGCCACUGACAUGGCUGCAAGAAAAGUCCCCGUGCAAGAAGCGCUCGGCCGCAGAGAUGGAAGAGACUAAGCCUGAGGAGACUCCACCCCCUCAGGAGCCCUCUGCCAAGGCUCAAAGACAAGCAGCAGCCGCCCUCAGGCGACACAACGUCAACGUGCAGAAGAUGGCGCAGAAGGGCUUGGACGUUUUGAAUCCUCUUCUUGGAUCCAUGGUGAAGCAUCAGGCAAAUUUUCCCAUUUUGCCUGCCAAGACUGUGGAUGAGAUCAAGGCAGUUGGCGACCAGAUCGAGAAACUGGUCAUGAAAUGUCGUGACGGUCUCAAACUUCCUGAGACUGGAGAGCGCCUUGAUGAGUUGGCCUUUGAUAGCAAGUCAUUGGCUCAGAAGAUCAAAGAGUUCAAGGCGGUUUUCAACAAUGCUGAUCGAUUGCUGAAGCUGAUCAACAAGGCCAAUGGUAAGUGA